Messenger RNA from Procambarus clarkii (red swamp crayfish), 8367 nucleotides. NCBI's taxonomy places the organism in Eukaryota, Metazoa, Arthropoda, Malacostraca, Decapoda, Cambaridae. The record is from RefSeq and is a predicted model, not a curated record.
AAUAGUGUUUCCCAUAUCACUGCCGCUAUACCUACUCUUCCCCCCACCAACCACCGAGUCAGUCACUCCACCCACAAAGAUAUAAACUCCUUUCACAAGCUGAUUAACGUUGGUCCCAAACGUCGAUUGGGGGCGGGCUCGAGGCGCGGUAUAUUUAAAUCUGCGUCAGGUGCACGAAGGUGUUAUCGUAGGACGGUAUAUGUCGGGCCCGACGGCGCCCUGAGUGAGCCUUCGGGAUGUGAGUUCGACUCAGUCUGGCUCACUUCGGGAGGCGGGUUCCUGAUUCAGUCUGGCUGGCUUCAGGAGGCGGGUUCUGACUCAGUCUGGCAGGCUUCGGGAGGCGGGUUCGACUCGGUCUGGCUCGCUGAACCGGUUUCCAUGCACAGCUAUAACUUGGCCAACCUCACGGAACCCUCUUCAGUCGUUCCCCGCGCCUCGACGCUGAGGCACCGCUCUCCACAAACCACAACUUUAGAAACUUGGCGGUCGUUUCAUGCGCUCCACUGUGCUCCACCCUCACUUAUCCUCAGGCCCCUUAUAAACGCACCAAACUAUCGUGACUAAGAGUACUGACAUAGACAUACUGUCUUGUUGACGAGUCCUGACUUCGCCUAGCAAGAAAAGCUAACAAAGAGGGAGUGGUUAUCUCUCAAAAACGGGAAAGCCAUAUAUAUAUAGCCUACUGAAGCACUUCUAUAAUCAGUCAUCAAGCUGUCCUUGCUUCUGUCUGCUUACAACGGUGCGUGAGAAGCGUCGUCAACUGUUGGAUCAGAGGAGUCAAGACAACUGUGUUUGACACCUUAUAAACUUUAUAAUGGGGAGCACUGAGGAGAUCACAAAACUUCAUUCAGUGAAGAAAAAGCACGAACGUGAUUCUGAAGAAUCGGAUUCAAAGUCGAAUUCCAAAAAUGCCUCUGGAACAACUAGUCCUGAUCCAUUGGAACAUGGAAUUGAUGAUGAUCUUAAACCCCUCCAAGAAGGGGAAACAAAGUCAAGUGCGAGUGACACAGACAGUGAGAAUGAAGGUGCUUGUAAAUCCAGAGAGAAACCUCAAGCAGGAUUAGAUGUGCAAGGUGCUAGAAGUCGGGUCGACAGUGAGAGCUCGUCGGAAAAUGGGAAGUCCCCAAUCGCUGAACAUAGCAAAAGAUUACAAGACGAGAACCACUGGCUUGGGUCAGUGAUUGCCAACUCUCGGGUUUUCUACAUUAUCGAUGCUGGCAUAAAAAGACAGCGGACUGUCAGUGACUCUUCUCCUGUCCACAACUUCAUCUUCCCUGGAGUUGCAGCAUCUCCGCCCAAAUUUAUGUCCCUUGAAGAGGUGAUGAAAGCAGCCAAGGGUGUCAGCAAUAUGGUUCUUGCUCAUGAGAUUGCAGUGGAUAAAAACUUCAAGUUGGAGAAGUUUGACCCCCCUGACAACAGUGUCGAGAAGCAGGUACGGGAUGUGAUGCACAAAGCUUUCUGGGAUCAGCUAGCAAGCCAGUUGCUGCAAGAUCCUCCCUGCUAUGACCAGGCUCUAGUUCUGCUGCAGGAGGUGCAAGAAAACUUGCUGGACAUCACCCUUCCUCAUCACACGCGCCUUCGACAAGAAAUUUCGGAUACCCUUGAUGUGGAGCUCAUUAAACAGCAGACAGAGCAUGGGGUACUUGAUUUUAGCCAAUACUCGCAGUAUGUGCUCUCCAUUAUGGCUCGUCUGUGUGCACCCGUCAGAGACGAGACCAUACGAAACAUGAUGAGAGAAACUGACGUGGUAUCGGUGUUCCGUGGUGUGAUGGAGACCCUUGACCUGAUGCGCCUUGAUAUGGCCAAUUUCACUAUUCAGCAAAUCAGGCCUCAUAUUAUAGCACAGAGUGUAACCUAUGAAAAGAAUAAGUUUGCAGAAUUCCUCAAGACACAGAAUGAUGGUUUAGAGCUGACACGAGAGUGGCUGUUGAGUCAUGUGAGACCUGAAGACUUGACUGUGACGGAAGAUAUGGCAAUGAGAAGUGUCGUGAGCUCUAUCAUUACUCGCUCGUAUCUGGCACUUCUAUCGUGGCCUGAUGACAAAUUAUUGCCAGAGACUGUAGUACUGGAUGGAAGUAGAAUACUUGAACUGAGAGAUCGUCUAAGUCAAGUGUGCAUCCUUGGCUCGGUGAUUCUUGUCAUCUUAUCAUCUGUGGGUCCCAUGAUCACCGUGCCCGACGCCUUCAAACUCAAGCUGAAGCGUAACCUGUGUAUCAUCCUGGACCCAGCAUUAUCCGACAAGUCUUCAGUUGUGGAUGGUCGUCUACCCAGAGAGACAAUGGCAGUGAUGGACAAUAUAGCCGAGCAGGUCGUUAAGGAAGUUGAUGACCAUUUUGCAGAGCAUGAAAAGCCACCAUUGCCAGCAUCAGCAAAGACUGCUCUGAAAUCACAAAUCCUCGAGAUAAAGAGUCCAGACCAUCGCAUAAGAUCAUUGAUAAAGAAGAGAUCAAUGGAGUUCAUUGGAAUUCUGAUGAGUUCAACUACGGCUCGGCCAGUCCAGAUACCGCCUGGUCUUUCAAUCCUGCAGGAAGAGUUGGCUCAUAUCUGUGGAACGCUGCUUCGCCUCGUCACACACAACAGAUCUGUAUUUGGCGAGUAUUAUGCUGAUAUAAUAGCGAACCAUAUGAAGGUUCAUAGGGAACAGUUAGAAGGUGAAGAGGAGAAGAAAGUUGUAAAGGAAGAAAGUAGUACUGAAAGUAAUAAUUAAAAAGGUUCUAUGAUUGGAAUGAUACAAUUUAUUCCAAGUAAACUUCUCUUAGUGCUUAUUACUGGGGAAGUAUGGUAGCAGUGUUAACACUGAAAUGUUAUUGUUGCUGCAAAGUUGGUUCAUGUGUAAAUAAAACUUGCAUGCAGAAUAAGUGCAAUAGAUGAACUUUAAAAAAAAAAAAAAAAAAUACACUAGGUGAAAUAAAAAUCGGCUGGGUUAUCACAAAUCCUGGCUGAUACCAUUGGCAUACUUUGUGAUAACAGUAUUUGUAUGUAUAUGCAUAAAAAAAGCCUUUUGGGCUAUAAUUGAUUGCUGAUGUACAAGAUAGAAUGAAUAUGCUGUAGUGGAGUUAAACACAUUUGGCAGUAAACAUCAUAGAUGUUUCAAAGGGUGUGUUCUCCAAGCAUUCAUUGACAACCCUGUGAUGAAUAAUAUUUAUUCCAGUGCAGAAUUGUCAUAACUCCUAUAUUACGUUUCUAUUAAAUAUUUAACAUUUUAUCGAGCUAUUCUUUAAUGUUUUUGAACUGGAUGAUGAUUUAGUUGGGCCUGGUAUACAAGUGGCAAGUUGCUAUUACUCAAUUAUGUUACACACGUGAAAAUAUAUUUGACAAUGAGAAAUUGUUAUGGGGGUUUAGCCAUGUCUUGUAAGAUGAGAAAUAUAAGAUGCAACAUGGCUUUAAUUUGUAUACACGGGAAAAUGUAAUGUCUAACCCUUAACUGUUGCCCUCGAGCAUUGGGGUGUGUGUGUGUGCGCGCGUGCGGUUUUGCAACAGUUCAUCAAAGGGCUUGUAGGAGACUAGACAUUGUUAUAUUGACAUGUUCCACAAUUCUAUGUGGGUGUCUCUAGAGAACUGUUGUAUUCGUUUGCCAUAUCAGCAAUUUUUUUUUUUUUUUUUUUUUUUUUUUUUUUUUUUUUUUAAGGGAACACAAUACUGUAUCAUGCAUUUAUUGCUGCUUAUGUUAUGACCCAUUGAAUGCCAUGCAAAAUUUCAAGGACCUGGCACAGCUUAGUGAAGAGGUGGAAUCUAGUAUAAAUAGUUGAAAAUUUUCCCUUAUCACCAUUUCUGCCACACUGGCCAAACUGAAAUGAACAGAAUUUUCUUUUCCUCAACAUUAGUAUGCAAUGUCUUACGAUAAUUUUUUUCACUAGGCAAUCUGUCUACCAUACUUUUAGGAGUGCAGUUGGGGGAUUGAGGUCAAACUUAUCCAUUAUUUAUUUUAUAUAGAUGGCCCAUAAGUAUACAGGUGUUGGAACUUGACACUGACGUGUGUAGUAAUUUUAAUUUGCAGGGCAAAUAGGAUGCAUUAGUUAGUAAAAAAAUUUAUGAAGUGGAAAGGAUAUUAUCACUAACACUAGACAAUACAUACCUUAAUGUAAUGCCUUACUAUAUAUAUAGUAGCAUUAUAAUUUAUUAGUGCAAUACAGUAUGACAAAAAAGGUUUUGGAAUGUAAUGAAUCACUUAUUGGUUUUGUUAUAGCCAGUUAAAAUAAUAGUUUUGUUUAUAUUGAUAUAAAGUACUAUAAAUGGAGAAAGACAAUUGUAUUGAUUAAAACAUGGUUGGCUGUAUUAAAUAUAUUUUCAAAUAUUUUAUGGAGCAUAAGUCAGGCUUAAAAUCCAUUAAUGUAGAAACUAGGAAUCUACUAAACGAAAGUGCAAUAAAUUAUAACUUUUCCUCAUGUACUGCAGUUAUUUCCAAAACUACACAAUAAAAUAUAACUUUUCCUCAUGUACUGCAGUUAUUUCCAAAACUACACAAUACUUGUGUGUAUGACCAGUGUACAGAAUAAAAAUCGGUCUAAAUCAGUAUAAGAAGUUAUGUAAAUGUUGUCGGUCCAGGACGGACCGAAACGUCGUCAUCCCUUCAACUUCUAGUGUGUGGUCUGGUCAACUUAUGUAAAUGUUCAUUAGUUAUUACUUUAGUUAAGAGUGGUCAUGUGCAAAUUAGUUGGAAGUAGGGGGGGUGAUUAACUGUACUUAAGGUAUAGUUUAACUGUACCUUAAGUACAGGCAAAACGGCAAAACUGAUGCUGCUUACAUGCAAAUAGUAUCCAAGGUUCUUAAAUACUAAUCGGAUAAAUAGGCUGUAAAGGUUGGGGGGGGGGGCCUUCUUUAAUAUUAAAGUAAAUUGAGUCCAUUGUCCAUAUGGUAUUGAUAGAAGUUACUUGUUUCUUUUCCUCUUUUGGGUGAGUGGGCACAUAUUUGAUUCACCUAUUACAACUCUAGGAAAAGUACAUGCCACAACAAUAAUCAAUGUUGAUCCUACAUCAAUUAAAUAUUACCAGGGUACAUUUUGGCAACUGGAUAGCAAUAUUAUCAAUGUCAUUGAAUUAGCUACUUGUAUAAUAAAAUUUAAUACUAUAAGAUGACUAACCCACACAUCACAAGGAGACAGACGUUUGGUCUGCCCUGGAUCAUUAUAAAGUUGUGUGACUUCAUCAUGGCCCAAAAUGUCAUCUGUUCUGGCUGACAAAAUAAUGACUAAACCACACAAUUAUUGUGACUUUAAUGCUAUAAUUAAUAUUGCACAGGCACUUAUCAUACUCAAGAAGUAAAAUUUGGAAGUAGUUUUCUUCAAUGUUAUCAUAGUAAACUUGAAAUAUUAGCAGUUAGAAUGAUCGACACAUACAAUAUACCAUGAUUGGAUGGGGGCAACUGCUUCCCCUGUAACGAAAAGUGGAUAUGGUUACUGGUGGAAUAUUUAUGGUUUUCAAAAGGUUCAUCUCUUACUAACAUAUGACCUAGUCAGCAAAUGGUCUAUGGAAAUUAUCUACAGUGUACUCUGGUCUACAUAGGUUAUUAAUAUUAAGCACCUUGUGUGUUUUGUAAUAUAGUAAAGUAUAACAACCAUAUUGUGCAUGUUUAUAUUGAAACAUUACAAGGACAUUUUCAAUAUCUAGUACUAACGUACAGUACAAGAUUGCAUCACUUUGCAACAUUUUAUUUUUCAUUAUGUAUGCUUUAGUAAUGCAGAGGAAAAACUGUUUAAGCAGCAAGGUAAUGGUCAGGUCAUUCCAGGGGGAAAUAACAUAUACACACACUGCAGUACUAUUGUGACAACCAAACAAUGCAUUUAUUAAAUUUGUUUAUUUUGUAAAUGGGCUACAGACUGAUUAAGACUUGGCUAUCUAUAUUCUCAUUAUGUAAUCCAAAUUAAAUACAAACUGCACAUUGAAUAUAAUCCAGUUCCCAUUUUGAGCAGACAGCCCUCAAAUUUGCAAGCGUAAGCCAUUUGUAUGUUUGGUCUACCAUAAAAGCUGUUAGUUCUUCCAUUCCAAAGUUAUGUCAACUGAGGAAUGUUUACUAAAAUGAACAUUCAUUAUACUGUACUAGUUUACUUAAUUCUUGUGAUGAACUAAUUUUUGCUUAAAGGAAAAUACUAUAAUAUCUGAAAGGAUAAUUAGGCAUUAUGUUAACUGGGUAUAGACAUGUAGUAUAAUAUUGUAUAGUAUUUUUAUAAUAAUUGUAUUUGUAUCCAUGUGAUGGAUGGUAUAUUUUAUGGCCAGCCGAGCUCCUUGCAUCAUUAUAACCAUAAAUGUUAGUGCUGCAGGAGACUUCUUGAGUCUUUCAUUGGUAACAAUUGCCAUGUAGAGAUAAGACUAAUCCCAAACAUUUGUACAGCGUAUGAUGCAUGUACAGUAUUCACCAGGCCUAUGGUUAUACCAGUGGCAAUCUCCUCCCUUAUUAUUAUUAUUAUUGGGUACAAUUCUUGGCCGAGGUCUCUUGACCCACUAUUUUAGAAGUGUGUAUCUGUAUAAUAAUGCUAGUGAUUUUACCAAGAGUAAAACCACAGUACCAGUGCAUGAUGAUGUGACACAUUCUACUGUAAGAAUGUCUUAAUAUUCUCUCUAAUCAGGAGUGCCAGUUAUAUUUGGCAUAUGUUGAUGCUUUAUCAUGUACUGCAUACUUCUCAUAUUUCACUAAUACUUGACUUCACAGAAGGCAGCAAUUUGAUGAUGCAUUAAGUUAACUAUAUACAAGCACACUAAUAUAUCCUAGUCAGUGUUGUAUGUCGAAUGAUUUCCAGUUAACAGAGACUAGCACGAAGGUCUCGCACAGGGAAUGUGAAAAUGUGUGCGCUUGUUAACACUACACUGUAUAAUGACUGUUGGACCCAGCCUUCAAAUUUACUUGUCAACAGCAUGGCACAUCUUUUAAUAAUGCAAUUACUUCAUGGCAUAUAUAGCCAAGGUUAUUUUGCUUACAUCUAAUUAGGUAGAGCAAAUCUCGGUCCAAGAUUUGAUUAAACAAUGUUCUGGUAUAUGUAUUGUGUUAUGCAUUUUAUGUAGCUCUAGAAGCCAGAUAUUUUAAAGCAAUGUCAUUUUAAAACUAGCCAAAGAUUGUUUUUAAUUAUGAUCUAUUUAAGGCACUAACAAAUUAGAUGCAAAUAUAUUUUUAUUAACACUAUGGAGUAGGACAGUUUUUUUAAGCUCUUGAUAUGACCAUUACUAGUCAGUGACACUGAAAUUUGUGUGUUUUAGCAUACCUAUAAUUGUAGUAUAGAGUAAAUAUGAUCUUAUUUUUGGUACUGUACUACAACACUGACUUGUAAAGUAGUAAUACAUGUUUUAUGGAGUAACAGUCUUGUAGAUUUAGUGUACACUAUGUAGUAGUGAAGCACAUUACGAAAAAAAGCAUGUAAUUUGAGUACUGUGGAUCCCCGUCUUAUCUUAAAAUUUAAAGGCAAAGUAACUAGUAAUCUCGCUUAAUGUAUUGUCUGAUGGGUUAAGCGCAUAGGCAUAAAAACAACUUUUGGUUAUAGCAAUCCCAUGUCCUGUGAUAGAUAUACACUAGUGUGUGUAUAUCACGAAAAUAAACACGUGAUUAAGAAUGUGACAAUGUCAGACCACGGAGGAAAAUGAAACGGGAAUUUCCUUAAGUACUUUCGUAUAUUAAAUACAUCUUCAGAAGGAAUGAUUAAGACUUCUGAAGAUGUAUUUAAUAUACGAAAGUACUUAAGGAAAUUCCUGUUUCAUUUUCCUCCGUGGUCUGACAUUGUCAUAUACACUAGUGAAUGUCUCUGGAGCACAUUUUGUUAUUAAGCCAGAGGAGUGUUUACAGCUUAAAAAAAUAUCUACUCGCCUUAAUUUUAACCAAUAAUAAACCACUAUUUCCUUGUAUAUCUUUGGUGCAUUGUUAAAAAAAAUAAAUCCAGCUCUACUAUUGAUUAUCAUGCUGCCUUGUGUGUAGAUAAUUAAAAUCUACAUUUUACAUUUGUCUUGCCUCAAUGCUUUAGAAUUAUCAAAGUUGCCUAGUCAACUGGUACUGUAAGGUGUGGAUUGUACAUCAUCAUAAUCUUUUUAACUAAGUUUAACCCUUUACAUUUUUGUUUGUUAAACUAAAUAUUAAUUUGUUAUCUUUAUAUAAAUAUAUAUAGUAAUAUUUUGGGUACUUUGAUAUUUUGUAAUUUACAGCAAAACACUGAUAGUAUAUAAUUAACCAAUACUAUACAACGAAAUAUAUUUGUAAUCGCUUUAGUGUUCUUAUUAAAUUUUGUCAUCGAAUAUUUCUUCUCUGGUAAUAAUGGUAUACUAAUUACAAAGAUGUAGCAAGAGUAUUAAGUAAAUGCAGUACACUGUAUAUAAAAUGUGCAUAUAUCUAUAUUAUUGGCUUGUUCCUGGCAAGCAUACAUCUUUGAAAUAAAAAAAAGUUAUGUUUAUA